CUUGAGGACAUUUUCCUCAUGCCCAUUUAAUCUCUAUGUGGGCUACGUGGGUAGAUGAGUCUUUUAACAACUUUGAACAUUUUCAACAUUUCAACAUUUGAUAUUCAGCAUAAAUCCAGAGCGGAUGUGUGAUGGUCGCUAUGUGGACCCUCCUACCGCGGUUCCCACAGCGGAAGCGAGCGGUUGUGAGCGAGCUCUCCAGCUGCGCGCCGCCUCGUUCCCGUUCCCUGACAGCUCGUGCAGCAUCCAGCUCCAAGAGAGCACCUUUAACGACAUCCAGCAGCAGUUCGGGGACAUGAUGUUGCCCAGCAACGGCUACAGCGGCAAUAACAACAACAACAACAACAGCACAGGCGGCGGCGGCGGCUACAACGCCUCCCUGCCUCCCCCUCCCACCUUCCCGCUGCCGUGGUGCCAUGGACUCUCCUCUGAUGCGGACUACUAUGGCCCUGGGAUGGAUCACAGCUACUCGCCGCAGGACUCUUUUUCCUCCUCCUCCUCCUCCUGCUACGACUCACCCACCAGGAUGGAGCCCAGCUACCACGGCGUCACCUCCGACCACUACCACUAUCAGCACUGCAACCGCCAGGACUGUCACUGCCUGUCCCACUGCUGGCCGGCCCAGCAGGAGAGCUUCUCAGCCCCUGAAUACGCACCUUACUACAACCCCACAGACUAUGCGUACCCCUGUCCCGUGGAGGACAGCUAUUUUAGGAGGGAUUUGCAGAUGAGCUCUGAAAUGUGUUACAACGUACUAUGAUGAGCAGUAUUGUUUUGUGUUUUGACUGUAAAUAGGAUUCUCUUCAGGUUCUUGGUAUGUCUGUUUGCUCGAUGGUCUGCUUUGCAAUUCAGUGUGUGCUCUGUGACUUCUACUUUGUUGGAGUGAAUAUUAUGAAUGCUGAAUGGAUGGAAAUGCUGAUAUUUUUGUAUCAAUUCCUUUUUUUACUGCCUAGAUUUAUUUUCAUACACAACUUGUUGCCGUACUAAAUAAAAACGUGUUAAAAUGAAUUUCUCUUUAUUGGCAGACAUUCACACGGACAGUCUUG
Morone saxatilis (striped sea-bass) is the source of this 1046-nucleotide messenger RNA. RefSeq names its product colorectal cancer associated 2 (gene pou2af3). NCBI's taxonomy places the organism in Eukaryota, Metazoa, Chordata, Actinopteri, Moronidae. The transcript is spliced from 3 exons. Bases 125 to 760 code for a protein of 211 amino acids. The record is from RefSeq and is a predicted model, not a curated record.